AUGAGGAGCAAGGUAGCAAAGGAUCUUCUGAGUGUUAUCAUUACAGAUAGGGAGGCAAAGGAGGAGAGGAUUGCCAUUGAGAAGUAUAAGGUAGAUUGCCAGGAUCGUUACUCGAAUAGGAGUACUACACCCGAACGGGGGGAGAAUGGGAAGGAAAGAUCAGUAGAAGAGUUAACGAGGACAAUCAGAUUAUUGACAGUAAAGGUUCCAAGUAAAGCAGAUGGCUGGGACUAUUUCUUCUCCAGUUUAGAAAGAGCUUAUGUCAAUGAAAGUGUCCCUGAUGAGUAUAAGGCCAAAAUUUUGAUUUACCUUUUGGGAGAUAAAGCGGCAAAUUUAUUAACAUUGAUAAGCGAGGAUAAGUAUGGGAAUUAUGAGGAAAUAAAGGAAACUGUGUUGAAAGAAUUUAAACCUUCACCUCAGGUAUGCCUGGAGAAUUUCAGAAAGGCAAGACGAAGUUCAGAAGAGACCUUUGGCCAGUUUUCUACUAGAGUUACUGCCAUGUGGGAAAAUUAUGUGAAAUCAAGGGGGGUGACAGACUUUGAAGGUCUUAAUCAGUUGGUGGUAGCGGACAAAAUCUACCAGACCCUUGAUACGGAAACUGCAGUACACAUAGGUAUAAGGCAGGGAGACUCGUGGUUCAAGCCAAGAGAGCUUGGAAAGGAGUGUGACAUAUUCUUUGCGGCUAAAGGGAAGUCCUACAACGUACGUAGGGAAGCUUGUGAAACUAAGAUUUUAAAUCAGGCAGUAGCUUCAGCUUCACAUUUUAAAAGGCACUGUCCUCAGAUUAAAGGUUCUAGGCAGUAUAACAGAAAUGAGGAAAAGGAUAAAGCCAGGGUAAACUGGGUAAAGAAAGAUCAGGAUAAUGAUAUCCUAGAGGACAAAGUUGUGGUAGCUCGUGUGGAUCCUUUGAGGAAGUCAGGGGAUGUAAACGACUAUAAGCUGUGUGAGUUGAAAAGGGUUCCUAUUAGUGUAAAUGGAACAAUAGGAAAGGCCCUCGUUGAUUCAGGAACAGAAAUUACGGUGGUUAAGAAAGAGUUAACCAAAAGUCUCCAACUGAAGGAAGGAUCGAGUAUAUAUUUGAAAGGUAUAUUUGGUCCAGCUGUUAAAUGCCCUUUGGUAAGCAUUCCACUGAGUAUUACUGUAGGAGAAAGUGCCAAUGUUACACAUCAAGAGAUUUUGUGUGCAGUUGCAGAAUCGCUGGCAGAGGAUGUGUUGCUUCCUCCGGAAGUAUUCACCAUGUUAGGAGGUCGGUUAUAUGACACAGGUGAAGGGGUGGAAAACUUACCUGAAGAAACCACAAACAUCCCAGAGGUUAGGAGAAAGGAAAAGUCUGUGAAGGUAAACACAGGGAAACUAGAAGGAAACGCUAGUAUGGGAAGGAAUCUCAAUGAGAAAGGGAAGGUGGAAUCAAGUGAAAGCCAAGAACCUCAGCCAGGAAGACUAUGUACAGCGGAUGUAUUUAGAAGAGAGCAGGAGACUUGUGAAUCUCUGGUAGGAGCAUGGGAGAAUGCUCAGAAAGGAAAGGGGAAUUAUUAUACAGUGGAUAACUUUCUCUUUCAUAAGGACAAAAUUCUUGGGGAAAGUGUGGGGCAAUUAGUUGUACCUAAGAGUCGAAGGGAGGAAGUCUUGCAGUUAGCACAUUGCUCGGUGUUUAGUGGCCACAUGGGGGUAAAGAAAACUGUGGAGAGAAUUAGAUACUCUUUUUAUUGGGAAGGUCUGAGGUUAGACGUUCAGAAAUUUUGCGAGGCAUGUAAAGAGUGCCAGUUGACUAGACCAAUUAAAACUGUUGAUAGGACACCAAUCACCCCAGUAACGAGGCCAGAUCUGCCCUUCCAAAUUGUAAACAUUGAUGUGAUAGGUCCGAUUGAUCCUCCCAGUUCUAAGGGUCAUAAGUAUAUAUUAUGCUUAGUUGAUCAGCAUACCAGAUGGGCAGAAGCAAUACCUCUAACUAGCCUCUCCGCCAAGUCGACUUAUUUGACUCAAGAAUUUGAGAGACGAAUAGGGGCCAGUCCUAAGUUUUCGACCCCUGGAUAUCCUCAAGCUAAUGGAUUAGUUGAACGGUUUAAUGGUACUUUAAAAAGAAUGUUCCAUCAUGUCAUCAGAGAAGAAGGUAGGAGAUUUGUGAAUCUCUGGUAG
Molecule: messenger RNA, 2136 nt
Organism: Stegodyphus dumicola
Lineage: Eukaryota; Metazoa; Arthropoda; Arachnida; Araneae; Eresidae
Source: RefSeq, a predicted model, not a curated record